Molecule: messenger RNA, 1125 nt
Organism: Sphaeramia orbicularis (orbiculate cardinalfish)
Lineage: Eukaryota; Metazoa; Chordata; Actinopteri; Kurtiformes; Apogonidae
Gene: cep19
Product: centrosomal protein 19
Exons: 2
Coding region: 188-664 (158 amino acids)
Biological process (GO): trans-Golgi to periciliary membrane compartment transport; microtubule anchoring at centrosome
Cellular component (GO): spindle pole; centrosome; ciliary basal body
Source: RefSeq, a predicted model, not a curated record
UACCCAGGCAACGGUUAGACAGUCCUGAAGCAGCUAGCUUAGUUGCACUAAACCUGUUAAUUUGGGCUGCUGUGUAGAAUAAACACAUGCCACAUUACUUUCUGUUGUCGAAAUGAUUUGGUAUUUAAUGCUAAACUUUACAAAAAUCAGUUUCAACUAAGUUUUCUGCAGGGAAAAUUAACAAAAGAUGAGUUUUGUGGCAAAGCGAUGUGGGGUGCAGUUCAGUCCCCCCUCUAUAGUACUGAUUUAUGAAAACAAGGAAACCAACAAGGUACGAAAAAGAAUCAUACCUGUGCGGAACUUUUCAAAAUAUUCGGACUAUAGCAUGGCAGCUGAAAGGCUGAAGAACCACCCUCGCCACAGGGACUACUUGGAGGGUGUGUCCCAGAGCCAGCUGGAGAGGCUUCAUGUAAUCCUACGGGAUCACUUGCAGGGCUUUAGCUUGGACUACAGCCUCUCCUCAUUCCGCCUGGACCCCGAUGAGGACCUGAACAAACUGGACGAUGAGGAACUGGCCCGAAAAAAGGGGCAAAUGGAUGAACUCUUUGAAAAGAACCGGAGGCACAAAGAUGAUCCUGACUUUGUUUAUGACGUGGAAGUAGAUUUCAAUGUGGAGACUAGAGAAAAGUGCAGCUGGGAUGAGGAGUCUGAUGAUGGAUUUUAGAGCUCUGGAUGUGUAUUUCACAAACUGUCAAAUAUUCCUCUCUGAGAUAACAAUGAAAACACAGGGUGAUCAUUUUUAAUUUCCAUUUAAACAUACCAUCACAGAGCUUAAAAAAAGACUUUAAUGACUUAGGUGAACAGGCCACACCAGUGUUUGUUUACAAACACCUUCUGCCCAUCAAGGUGUCUGCACGUUAGUGGCUGUACUGUUUUUUCUAAUAUACUUUACAUUUAUUAGCUAGAACUGCAAUGAAAGACUUGAGAUGCAAUGCAUAGUGGAAUAAUGUAUAUUUAUUUGUUAAAAAAUACUGAAUUUACAAAAUACAAAGACUUUGGCUCUUUAUUUGUGGCUUACACCUAAAUGAGUGAUAUUCACAGUUGAAUAUGAAAGAAGAUGCUAAAAUCCUAUUAAAUAAAAUUUGACUUUCACCAGUAAGUAAUACAACAACAAAUAUAUCUUUG